ACGAAAUAAGCAGGACAUUUUCCACAAUUCCUGAUCGUUUCGUGACAUUAUAUUAAUUUAAAUACAUCAAUCCCGAUUGGUCCACAUUGGAGGAAGUAUAGUAUGGACGUCAUUUUAGUAUGACAUCUAUCGCUGGAAUAGGCCUUUUCGAACGAGACGAAUCAGAGCCAAACGAACUUCUUCAAAAAGAACGAAGAAAUGAAUGUAGAUGUAAAGGCGCCAAAACGGUUCUCCUUGGCAUAUCAGAAUGUGACCGAGAUACCGGAGAAAGUGAUGAAGACGUAUGGAGGAACACUGGAAGAACUCGAUCUCACACACAAUAGCUUCUCAGAUUUCAGGUUCUUAAUGGAUCUACCGUGCCUCACCACAUUAAUUCUCGAUCACAAUCACAUUGAAUCACACGUCAAAUUCCCAUCAUUGCAGAGUCUCCAUACAUUAUGGAUGAACCAUAACGACAUUGCUAACCUGGGUGUCAUCAUCAAGACAUUGAGCACAUACUUCCCCAACCUUCGUUAUCUUAGCCUGAUGAACAAUCCUGCGGCUCCGAGUUAUUUUAAUGGCGGUACACUCAUCCAGUACACAGACUACAGGCAGUAUCUGAUCAGCCAGCUGCCCAAGCUCGAGGCUUUAGAUGACCAACCAAUCAGUAAAGAUGAUCGCCGGGAAGCCGAGCGCAUAUACGGUAAAGCUGUACCCGCCGACAAAGAGGUGGUCGAGAAAAAGGUUACCGAUAGGAAGGCAAGCGUUGCCAGGGAGAGCAAGACGUCACGGAGACGCUCAUCCGCGCUCAAUGAUGGAGUCUCACUGAUUAAACCAAAAUCAAGGAAGUCUCGAGCAAAACUUUUCGAUGAUGACUGAGUUUUGUCGAUUGAAUCGUACUGUUGCAAUACAAUUAGUAUAAAUUAUAGUCAAUUGAAUCACAGUUUUUUGUGAUAAUCAGAGUCUCCCUUUAAAGCAGAAUAACAUAACCUUCUUGAUCCUUUAAUAACUUUACCUGUACCUCCUGGCUGUUCAUGGUGCUAUUAUUCAUAAGUGUAAAAGGGGCCGAGUGGAUUGCGAUAGUACCAAAAAGUACAGAGCAAAUUUAUUGAGACAAAGCAGGAGAGAUUUUGACGUUCUCAAAACCCAUUUUGCCAUUCUUUCUGAAGGAAAUGAGUACUUUUCACCGUUGUUGAGUGGAAUAUCACAACAAUUAAUAUUGUGCUAAAAACUAGCAUAUAUUCAGAUAUUUUGGUAGUUUCAAUUGUGACAAAAAAUGUUACUACAUGUAGGUCAAGGUUAAGUGAUUACAUCUUAUAUUACUUUCUUCAUCACAUGCAAGUUUCAGGAAAAUUGCCCUUUAGGCCACCACAAUCCAAGGGAUUGUUUCUCAACCACUCAGUCCUUUAUCAUCCAACUAUGUAAACAAUAUUUAUUAUAUAUUUGGUGCUAAAUUUAAUAAACUGAUUGUAGUCGUUUUAAAA
Messenger RNA from Lineus longissimus, 1463 nucleotides. RefSeq names its product leucine-rich melanocyte differentiation-associated protein-like. NCBI's taxonomy places the organism in Eukaryota, Metazoa, Nemertea, Pilidiophora, Heteronemertea, Lineidae. Gene Ontology annotation, molecular function: protein binding. The transcript is spliced from 6 exons. The coding region runs from base 199 to 858 and encodes 219 amino acids. The record is from RefSeq and is a predicted model, not a curated record.